Amphimedon queenslandica is the source of this 830-nucleotide messenger RNA. RefSeq names its product aprataxin-like. Gene Ontology annotation, cellular component: nucleus. Gene Ontology annotation, biological process: single strand break repair. The transcript has a single exon. The record is from RefSeq and is a predicted model, not a curated record. Lineage: Eukaryota; Metazoa; Porifera; Demospongiae; Haplosclerida; Niphatidae. Bases 23 to 676 code for a protein of 217 amino acids. Gene Ontology annotation, molecular function: mismatched DNA binding; single-strand break-containing DNA binding; DNA 5'-adenosine monophosphate hydrolase activity.
UUUGCAGCCCCACCUAUUCAAAAUGGCGAAAAGGUAUUUCAGCAGUUCUGAUGAAGAAGAUUUGGCGACUGAUAGCAAGCAUGCUCCUUUAAAAUCUAAAACAAAACGCAAGCCUACAGGUCACUGGAGCCAGGGGCUACUGAAGUCAAUGGAAAAUCCUGAUACAGUGGUGAAAUCAGACGAGAAAUGUGUCAUGAUCAAUGAUAUGUACCCCAAAGCAAGACAUCAUUAUUUGAUCCUACCAAGAGAAAAUAUAUCUGGAAUCAGUUCUUUGGGCAAACAAAACCUGGAACUCCUGCAUCACCUGUUAAAAUUUGGACAAGAUUAUGUAAAGACAGAACAUUCAAACGAUGAUACUCUAAUUCCAGACUAUCCUCAAUUCAAAUAUGGUUAUCAUGCAAUACCGAGCAUGAAUAGGCUCCAUAUGCACGUCAUUAGUUGUGAUUUCGAUUCUCCAUCGCUGAAAAACAAGAAACACUGGAACUCUUUCACUACAGAUUUUUUUAUUGAUGCAGCAAGAUUGAUAAAGAUGGUAGAGGAGAAAGGGAGAGUUGUUAUUGACAAGGAAUACUAUGAAAGCUUGCUUAAGAAAAAUUUGAGUUGUCACGUCUGUCGUAGAGAACAAAGGAAUAUGCCUACACUGAAAAGCCACAUUAGAACUCAUUUUAAAAAAUAACAUUGAUGAUAAGUAUCUCAUCCAUUUACUCACCACGCCACUAUUUUCACACCAACUAAGCCUUUCACAUUAAUUGAUUGAUUAUAUACAUAUUUACAUAAUGAUGAAUGGUGUAAAUCAUUCUUUGUGUUUCAUUAAUUUAUUACGUAAUCUA